Molecule: messenger RNA, 990 nt
Organism: Aspergillus wentii DTO 134E9
Lineage: Eukaryota; Fungi; Ascomycota; Eurotiomycetes; Eurotiales; Aspergillaceae
Product: rho GDP-dissociation inhibitor
Exons: 4
Coding region: 202-798 (198 amino acids)
Biological process (GO): Rho protein signal transduction
Cellular component (GO): cytoplasm; cytosol; membrane
Molecular function (GO): Rho GDP-dissociation inhibitor activity; protein binding
Source: RefSeq, a predicted model, not a curated record
UCAGCCUUUCAUCCUUGUUGUUAUUAUUUCUCAUUUAUUGUUCCUCCUGAUCAUUCAUUUAUCCAUUCUUUGGGCCCUUUGACAGGUACCAUCGUCAACCUUUUUUGGUUAUUCCAUUGGAAUCUACUUCGGUUCUCCAUCAGCCCGUCAGGUACCCCACCAAGGAACAAAACACUCGAUUAUCUUUAAACCACCAACACAAUGUCUGCUGAGCAAAACGACGAUCUCGUUGCCUCCAAGACCGAGGGUUUCAAGGUCGGAGAGAAGAAGACAAUUAAUGAAUACAGCGAGUUGGAUAAGAAUGACGAAUCCCUGAACCGCUGGAAGGCCUCGUUGGGUCUCAACACCGGUACCCCUAUCGGAGACCCCAACGACCCUAGAAAGUGCAUUAUCAAAUCCCUCGCCCUGGAGGUUGAAGGACGUGACGAUGUAUUGAUUGAGCUGUCCGCGCCCGGUGCUCUUGAUGCGCUCAAGGACAAGCCUUUCACCAUCAAGGAGGGAGCCGCUUUCCAAACCAAGGCUGUCUUUCAAGUGAACCACGAGGUUCUCAGCGGCCUCAAGUACCUGCAAGUCGUUAAGCGCAAGGGGAUUAGAGUUAGCAAGGACGAAGAGAUGCUGGGCAGUUUCGCCCCGAACACUUCGGACAAGCCCGUCUACGAAAAGAAGCUCCACGCAGAAGAGGCUCCUUCGGGAAUGAUCGCUCGAGGACAUUACAAUGCUGUUUCCAAGUUUGUCGAUGACGAUGACCACACUCACCUCCAGUUCGAGUGGUCGUUUGACAUCGCUAAGGAUUGGUAGAUUUUUUCUUCUUUUUCGGGUAGUUGCAGUACGAAACUAUGAUUAUAUCAUGAGCAGCAAUUUUUUUCUUCUUCAUUUUGAUUCAAGAGUCCCAUGUUGAACGAAUUUCCUUCUCAAAAUCUAUGGUCUCCGCUAAGGCCAGGUUAUUCUAAAUAGCACAACCAAGUUGAUAUCCACAAGGCUUUGCGUAAC